AGAUAAAGACAGAGGAUAGAGGGAUAAAGGCUGAUAAGGCUGCAGCAGACAGCCGGUCACAGUGGAGAGAAAGAGAGGAAGUGAGUGAGUGGAGCUGUAUCCUCACUGAGGUCCGAGUGUGUGAUUCUGCUGCAGCUUCUCUCUCUGUCACUGACUGACUGACCCAACACAGAUGAUGUCAUCAGAGCACCUGACCUGCGGUUGGCUGCAGCAACUACUCAUUGUACUCCUUAAUCUUUGCCUCACAUUUGCUGGGCCUUUGCGACCACUCAAUGGGACGGAGUGCACAGCCAAGGGUCCCGCUUCCUACAUCCUGGUCUUUACAGGUCACUGGAGCCCACAGGCCUUCCCCAAGCAGUAUCCACUGUUCCGGCCCCCUGCACAGUGGUCCAAACUCAUAGCGGUCAGCCAUAAUCGCCAUUUUCGGCUGUGGGAGGAGGGUGCUCCAGCCAGCGCAGGGGUGCAGAACUUUGCUGAAGUCGGGGUGACGGUGGAACUGAUGCAGGCGGCCAAGGAGGCCAGGAAGAGACGUGCGGUCGGAGGCAUGCACAGAACAGCCGGCAUCCCUAACGGCAUCGGGCACAGCUCCACGGAGUUGCUCAUGCAGUCCCGGAACUCACUGUUGUCCCUGAUGGUGAAGAUGAUCCCCAGCCCUGACUGGUUCGUUGGCGUGGACAGCCUAAACCUCUGCGAGGGCAGUCAGUGGAAACAGGAAGUGACCAUUGACCUCCAGCCUUAUGAUGCCGGCACAGACAGUGGAUUCACUUUCUCAUCUCCCAACUUCCCUACCAGCCCCCUCGAAAACAUAACAAAGAUCACAUCUCAGAUGCCAAACCAUCCGGCCAACUCCUUCUACUAUCCACGUUUAAAGGAACUUCCACCCAUUGCCAGCAUAAGGAUUACUCAACAGAGCAGAUCAUCUGACCGCCAAACACCAAUGUCCAAUCACAUUCUGCCAAACUCUAUCAGUCCACAGCGGAUCUCAGCAACACCUCUAGACUGUGAAGUGUCUCUCUGGUCAUCCUGGGGUUUGUGUCUUGGUCCGUGCUCCAGAGGUGGUGUCCGCCACCGCACACGUUACAUCCUCUUGCGGCCUGCCAAUGCUGGCGUCCCUUGCCCUGAGCUGGAGGAACAGGCUGAGUGUGUACCACACAGCUGUAUGAAACGCCAGUAACACGCAGGGCACACGAGCACAGAUACUGCCAGUAUUCAACACUGGGACUCUCAUGUUAUUACUGCUGGACCGAGAAAUGUCAUUGGAUCUUGAGCAUCUCCUUGGUAAUGCAAAGGAUUUUAGUGUUUGUCACAGUCUUUUGGAAACUAAAGACUUGCUGCCUUACCCAUGCAGCCCCUUAGUAUCAAAUUGUGCACUCUUUUGGGUGUAUUUUAAUGGCAAUGAAGGGAAAUUAAAGUCUGAGUGUAGCAGAGCGUUGGACAGUGAAUUAAUGUUUAUAAUAACACUUUGAUUGUGCUCAGCUAAAAGUGAUUUUUAUACAUUUUCAUAGAUGCAGAACAGAAUUACUGAAAGGAAGAUUCACAGCAAAUGCACCCCCUCAAAGACCAGCUUGAGACUUAUUUUGGUUUGUUCAUCAUGAACAACACAUGCAUUUGAUCUAAGCGUUGAUAGUGGCACACUAGAGUCACAAAUCUUCCACACACGUAUGCACAAAGGUCCUUGCACAUACUGCAUACUUUUACAGGCACGGAGGCAUUAGUUUACGUAGGUAACCUAUACAUGCUUGGCACAUGCAGCUCUUUUAAAAUAACCUCACACCCCAAUUUAUAAAUAUCACCUUCCACAAGAAACGCCCAACGGCUGACUUGAGGCUUUGAGCUAGUCUAAAGGAGC
Plectropomus leopardus (leopard coralgrouper) is the source of this 1849-nucleotide messenger RNA. RefSeq names its product spondin 2a, extracellular matrix protein (gene spon2a). The record is from RefSeq and is a predicted model, not a curated record. Gene Ontology annotation, cellular component: extracellular matrix. Lineage: Eukaryota; Metazoa; Chordata; Actinopteri; Perciformes; Serranidae. Gene Ontology annotation, biological process: cell adhesion.